AUGGCUCGCAAGUUCUUCGUCGGCGGCAACUUCAAGAUGAACGGCUCCAAGUCGUCCAUCAAGGAGAUUGUCGACAACCUCAACAACGCUGAUCUCGACAAGAACGCCGAGGUCGUUGUUUCUCCUCCCGCUCUCUACCUCCCUCUCGUCCGCGAGACACUCCGCAAGGAGAUUGAGGUCGCCGCCCAGAACGUCUUCGACAAGCCCAACGGUGCUUUCACUGGCGAGAUCUCUGUCUCUCAGCUUAAGGACCUCGACGUCAACUGGGCCAUCCUCGGACACUCUGAGCGCCGAACCAUCCUCAACGAGUCUGACGAGGUCAUCUCCUCCAAGACCAAGUACGCCACCGAGAACGGCAUCAAGGUCAUCUGGUGCUGCGGCGAGUCCCUCGAGACCCGCGAGGCCAACAAGACCAUUGAGUUCGUCUCCGCCCAGAUCGAGUCUCUCAAGUCUCACGUCUCCGACUGGUCCAACAUUGUCAUCGCCUACGAGCCCAUCUGGGCCAUUGGCACUGGCAAGGUUGCCACCACUGAGCAGGCCCAGGAGGUCCACAAGGCCAUCCGUGACCUACUCCGCAGCAUCAGCGACAAGGUUGCUGACGAGACCCGCAUUCUCUACGGCGGCAGCGUCAACGAGAAGAACUGCGGCGAGCUCGCCAAGCAGCCCGACAUUGACGGUUUCCUCGUUGGUGGUGCUUCUCUCAAGCCUGCUUUCGUCGACAUCAUCAACGCUACUAGGCAGUAA
Messenger RNA from Fusarium sp. VM40, 744 nucleotides. Lineage: Eukaryota; Fungi; Ascomycota; Sordariomycetes; Hypocreales; Nectriaceae. The record is from the annotation of a GenBank genome assembly.